This is a messenger RNA of Cinara cedri, 7085 nucleotides long. NCBI's taxonomy places the organism in Eukaryota, Metazoa, Arthropoda, Insecta, Hemiptera, Aphididae. The record is from the annotation of a GenBank genome assembly.
GGCAACUUAUUAAAAUAACAGAAGUACUAUUACAGGAAUUGAAUAGGCAACAUUAUAUUUAAAUUUGAGAAACACUGGGCUUUCUUAUUAAAUAUUGCUGUUGUACGUUUCACGCUGGCGUGCUCGCCAGCUGACUGCUUGUGGCGCGAGAACAGGCGAGCACGCAUUUAUUAGAACAACAUUAGUGGUAAAAAUCAAUUAUACAUGAUGGUUCGGAGUCGGAAAACAAUGUUUCGCGAGCGGCGCCGGUGCGAAGAGAGCGAGCGGAGCGGUCGAGACGUCGAGUCGAGCGGAGCUGUGGCCGAUGACUAUUGAACGCCGACGGCGAGGGGAGUGUCCGACGUCCGCCGCGAGUGACGCGCAGCGGGAAGCAGAAAUGUUGCGCGAAACCCGCCACACUACCGUAGAUACUCCAUGAUAAACAAAUAAUUAUUUUUAUUCAUAUUUUUUGAAAACCGUGCAGUAUUCUAAAUUGCUGCGUAUUGUGUGCAAGUUUGAAAAACCGCGAAACACCGAAAUUGUACCACCGGAAAAGCCACUAUGGAGUCGCUAGUUUCGUGAACCGUACUGUAGUGAACGUAUAUUAUUUAUUGCUUAUUUACCGCCUUUAAAGCGAUCGUUAUGUUUACGUCGUUUGGAAACCACUGGCGGACCGUAUGUUAAUAUAUUAUUGUAACCUUGUGAUUUUUACAUUCCAGGUUUGUAUGAUUCAAACUUCGAUUUCCGUAAAACCCUGGAUUCAAGAUUUGUACUUUCAAAAUUUUCAACAGAGUUUUACGCGCUCCCGAUACAAAUAUAAACAUUUUAAAACAUCGACAUUUCCUUCGAUACAUCGACUAACAUGUACCAAACAAAACAAUUUUUUGUCCACCUCUAGUUCACACUGAUACAAUUAUGAUUCAUGUUAUCAUUUGAAAAAUUUAUCAAUUUUCAAAGAACUGGCUCUAACAAACAAAGUUAAUAAUUUCACAUUUUCACUUUAGUCGGAGUAUUGUUUGGUUUUACGUACCGUUAUACGUCCGACGGUUUUCAUUUUGACACACAUUUCAAAUACCGAUUUCAAGACGGCUGCCACAACAAAUUUGAACGGCGUUAUGAAUCCGCCGUCGACGCCUUCGGUAAACCUGCUGCAAAUGAAUAUGGCUCGAGAAAGAGAAAAAUACCUGGAAGAGUAUAACUUUCCAUUUUGUGAGGCCGCGACAAAGUAUGAAAAAUUGGCAAAGAUUGGUCAAGGAACAUUUGGGUAAAUUUCACUACUUAAUAUAGUUUUGUUUCACGUUGAUAAAUAGUAGAAUUAUCAAAGCCACUAAAUGAUCAUAAUAUGUCUUGAACACCUUUACAAUGUGAAUUAUUAAUUCUUGAAAAUUAAAUAAAUGUUCAUGUACAUUUAACUGAAGUCUUAUUGUACCAAUAAAAAAUAUAUUGAUAUAACAUAAUUGUUCACAUAGCUGCAAACACUCAGCUAAAUUAUGAUAGCUAGUAGCUACUUUAAUACUAUUAAUUACCAUUAUUAUUGUUAAAAGAGAAGUAUACUUGUAGUUUGUAGGUAUAAUAAUUAUGAAAAUCAAGUAGAUAAUAGUUUCAAAAAUUAGUUUCAUUUGCUACGUACAAAGAUUUUGGUUUUAUAAACUACAAGUCUUCUAGGUAUUGGUAAUUCAUUAAUUUAAUUUAAUUUAAUCAGAUUUUAACUAAGCAUAGGUCCUUUUUAUUAUUAUAAUUAUUUUAUGAUUAUAGUUCACUGGUAUAAAAGUAAAAAUGAUUAUGAUACUUCACUAAAUUACUCUACAAUCAUUUUUAAAUUAAGACGAAUGGCAGCUCUAAUUAAUUAUUACUGACCAAAAUUUGUUUUAUUUUUUUCUAUUAAAAAUAUGAUAUCAAUAUAAAAUUGGUAGGGGACCAAUAAUUGUGAGCAUGAUUGUAAGUGUAAAAAAUUAUGUUUGGGUGCCACGUACAGGUGUUUUUCCAAAGGGUCCAACUGUUCAUGUACCAGAUUGGGUAUUUCAUAAAAUUAACCUGUCAAAUAAUUGUCUGUAGUGUUGUAGACUGUUAAAUCAAGGGUCAAAUCAAUUAUGCAGAGUGUGUAUAAUAUUAUCUUAUUAGCAAUACUUACCUAUUAUUUAUUAAUUGUAAGCAGGAUUAGGAUGUUUAUGAUUUUGCAUAAUUAUUUUAAGUUCUUCAAUAGCUUCUAUUCGUAUAUAGAAAUGUGUUUCAUGGUGUCUAUAUUUAAAAUAACAAAAUUUUAUUUUGGAUGUAUUUACAUAUUUCCUACUUUUGUUUAUUAGUGCAUAUGUAAUGGUUUUUAAUACAAAAUGCUAAAAAUACUGUAAUUUUAUAUUUAUUAAUUAAAUCUAAUCUGAGUUUGAUUAUCUGUAUAUUAUAUAAAAUAUAAACAAAUAAUGACUUAUUUAUUGUGGAGAAUUUGAUAUGGGUACAUAGAAUAAAGGUACUUACUUAAAUAGAAUUUUCGAUAAAGUUCAUUGAUUAUGGCAGUCACAUUUAUCUUAAAAUUGUAAGCCAUUACAAUUUACAUGUGAUAACUAAAUUUUUGAUGAUUAAAUAUGAAUACGUUUUUCUUCUAAUAGAUUCAAAAACUUAUUAACAUUAAACAGACACAGAUACUCAAUGAAAAAUUUAAAAUCAACUAUCAUUAUUUAAUUCAACUUUUAUUAAAAUAUAUUUUUCAAUUUAAAAUUAUUCAAUACAACUCUUUGUAAAAUAUUUAUUUAUUUUUUAUAUACAUAAUAAUAAAUUAGAAAAUCAAAUUAUUUAUUAUUAGUACAGAAUUUGUUUAUAUAUUAUUUAUAAAUUAAUUUGUCUUUGUAUUUAUUGCAUUAUUUCUGUCAGUAUAUCUUUAUUUUUUGAUGCAUAUUUUUUAACUUUUUAAUGCAUAAAUUAAAUGCAUACAUAUGUGUACAUUUUUAGUGCAUAAACCUCCUAACUCUAAUUAUAAGAAUAACUACAGUGGAACCUUGAUAAAUCGACGUUUUCGAGUUAUCAAGGUUUUAGGAAAAAAAAUUGACUUUUCAAAAUGUACUUAUUAUAGUUUUAAAUUUGUAUAUAGUAUAUUAUCUGUACACAUAAUUACAGUGAAUAUUGUUGUUAUUAUUAUUUAAAAUUGUAUUGCCAAAAAUUUAUGAGGAAUUUUUACAUUCACUAAUGAGUAGUGAAUGUAAAUACAUUGAAUUAAAAAUAUAAUAAUAAACACAAUAAACGUGAUUAUGUUAAAUUAUGAGACACACAAAUUGUUUAGACAAACAAUUAUAAAAAUUCUUCGUCUAUAUUGAAUGUUUUAGUUACGUAUAGUUUUUCAUUCGAGUAAUCGAGAUUUUCACAAAGGAACAGCAUUUAUUUUGACUCAAGGUUUUCAUCUUAUCCAGGUUACACUGUAUAAUAUAAUACUUAUUGUAAUUUGUAGGUACACAAAAAAUGUAGGUAGUUAAACUACUACCACAACUGUUUUAUAUUUUCUUAUUUUUUUUUUUUUAAAUAAAAAUAAUAUCUACAUUAAUUAAUUUAAAAUAAUUCAUAUCUAGUAGUUAAUUAGAAUUAAAAGCUAAAUUUUUAUUAAACAUUCCAAGUAUACAUGAUAAAUAAUAUUUUUAAAAGAUAUAAUAGCAUUGAACACUAAUUAUAGAUCAAAUAUUAAAAUUUUAAUCAAACAGUACAAACUAUUAUAAAUAAUCUAUGUAGUAGUUUAGUUUAUUUAAGCAUAUUCAAUAUUUAAAAUUAUUUUAAUACAUUUUUGAUAAAAUAAUUAAGAGUUUAACUUAUAAGGAAUAUCUCUAUUAGUAAAAUUCUAUAUUUUCUUAAGUACAUUUCAAAUUUAUUAUAUUUAAUUAUUUUUUACUCAGUUAAUUAAGUUAGUUGAGCAUUUUAAUUUUAAUUUUCAGUGAGGUGUUCAAAGCGCGAGACAAAAAAAAUCCUAAACGAAUGGUUGCUAUGAAAAAAAUUCUUAUGGAAAAUGAAAAAGAAGGAGUAAGUUAUUUAUUAAUAUUCAAUUUGCAUAAAAUAAUCAAUAUAUUCAAAAAAGUAAUCAAAUAUAAUUAGAUAUCUUAUAUAAAGUAAUUAUAAUCUAUGAUGAUCAGAAUUUAAAAUUGAUAAUCACAGGUACUAAUAAUUCUAAACAACUGAUAGGAGUAAACAUUGUAUUGAACAGCAAAUACUAAAUAGUUUUGACACCAAAACAACCAGUAAAUCAUUUACUUUCACAACCUACUAAAAUAUAUUCUUGAAGCAUAUUUAAAUUUAAAUAUUGUAAAUGAUACUUCUAGUAAUUAAAUAAAUAAAAUUGUUUUCAAUGUGUAUUAUGUUUUAAAUUCUGCUAAAAUAAAUAAUUAUCAACAAUUUACAAAAUAUAAAAUUAGAUUAGUUUAAAAAUUCUGAAUACUGAAUAAGAUAGUAAAAUAGCAAAUUAUUUUUACUUUAAUGUGUACAUAAUUAUAAUUAAUAGACAAUUAAGUUAAUUUAAUAUUAUUGCAUAUGUGAUAUACAUAUUUUUAUUUUUUAAUUCUUGAUCUGAGAUAUGUUCUUUUUCUGUGUAUAAAUAUUUACAUUUUUAGUAUACAUUAUAACUUUAAUUAUGCAUGUAAAUAUCAAUAAUAUUAUAGUUCAUAUUUAUUUAUAUACCUUAUUAAUUUGUCAAUUUUAGUUUCCAAUAACUGCUCUGCGAGAAAUAAGAAUAUUACAACUACUAAAACAUGAUAAUGUUGUACAUUUAUUGGAAAUCUGUCAAACUAGAGGUUCACAUAUUGGUAUAUUAAUUAUUUAUUUAAUUAUGAUAUUAAUAUAAUACAAAUAUUUUAUAGCUAAUCAGUUUAAUCGGUAUCGGUCAACAUUUUAUUUGGUGUUUGAAUUCUGUGAACAUGAUCUAGCAGGUUUAUUGUCCAAUACUAAAGUAAAAUUCAGUCUAGGAGAAAUUAAGCAAGUUAUUCAACAAAUGCUCAAUGGUCUCUACUACAUACACAGCAAUAAGGUACUUAUAAAAGUUACAUUUCUAAAAUAAUUAAAAUCAGUUAAAAUGUAUAUCUACAAUGUUACUAGAUAUUGCAUCGUGAUAUGAAAGCGGCAAAUGUGCUCAUUACAAAAGUUGGAACUUUAAAGUUGGCAGAUUUUGGUUUAGCUCGAGCAUUUAGUGCACAAAAAAAUGGUCAACCGAAUAGGUAGAGUUAAAUACUUUUGUUUAAUUUUUUCUGUUACUAAGUAGUAUUGUGUGCAGCUGUUUAUGUUUAUAUAUAAUUUUAAAUUAACAAUAAAUUGAAUAUCUAUGUAAAUUAAAUUUGUAUGAUAAGUUUUUAAUUUGAUGAGACUGACAUAAAAAUGUUUGUUGUUUUGUUUUUGUAAUGUUUGUUUUUUUAAAAAACAUUUUAUAUAAAUAAGAAUCUUAUAGAAAUGUAUUAUUACAAAAUGUUUGAUUUUUUUUCUAUUGGACAUUUUCGAAUUUUACAAUUUAAUAUCAAUAUCACUUGUUUACUUAAAAGAGCAUGCUAAUCAAACUAUCUUUACUUUGUAUCAAUCUCUAAUUUUUUCAAUAGUCAAUAUAUAAGGAAUUAAGUCUAAUAUUCCAAUAUAUACUUAUAUAUUGUAUACCUACUAUGUAUAACAAAAUUAUAUAGGUAAGUACAUUGUGUUAUAGUUAUGUACUAAACAAAAUUGGAAUGAUGUACCUAAUUGAGAUUAUUCAUACUUUUAUAUUUGGUGGCCUACUCAAAGAUAAUUACCAAAGAUUGAACAUCACUAAUUUAUAUUAAUAAAAUCUUCAUGUUUAGGUACACUAAUCGUGUAGUAACAUUAUGGUAUCGCCCUCCUGAAUUACUUCUUGGUGAUCGUAAUUAUGGACCACCUGUGGACUUAUGGGGAGCUGGCUGCAUUAUGGCUGAAAUGUGGACUCGUAGUCCAAUUAUGCAAGGCAAUUCAGAACAACAACAGUUAACAUUGAUAUCUCAACUAUGUGGAUCAAUCAUGCCUGACGUAUGGCCCAAAGUAGAAUCCUUGGACUUAUACAACCAAUUAGAACUAGUCAAAGGACAAAAGCGAAAGGUUUAAAUUUUAAAUAUUUAAUUUUUUUUCUCAAUUAACUGUAACUAAAUAUUAAAAUAUAGGUAAAAGAACGGCUUAAGCCUUAUGUACGUGAUCCAAUGGGUUGUGAUCUACUCGACAAAUUACUUGUAUUGGAUCCGGCUAAAAGAUUUGAUGCUGACUCAGCUUUAAACCAUGACUUUUUCUGGACAGAUCCCAUGCCAUGUGAUCUAUCUAAAAUGUUGUCCCAACAAACACAAAGUAAUUUUGAAUAUUUGGCUCCACGUCGACUUAAUAACCACCAAUCGGCUGCCAUGCGACCAGCAACCGCUGCUGCUAGUCAAGGCGCAUCUACUUCUACUACCUCAGGCUUUCACGAACGUGUUUUUUAAUACAAGUGUGAAUGGAGCCCAAUGAAGCCACUUAUUAAUAAUUUUAAAAUAACUUUUUACAAUUUUAUAGCUUUCUUAGUUUAUUUUAGUGACAUUUUAUUUAUGUAAGUAUUAUCUACAUAGUGUAAUACUGUUUAUUAUUAUCAUUGAUAAGUAUGUCUGUUUAAUAUUAUGACUUUAACAUCAUAUUAUAUAUUAUUACUCUACCCUAUGUAUUUAUAAGGUAAUUAAAAUAAGCUUUUAAUCUAAAUAUUAAACAAAUAUUUUUAUUUUAUUCUUAUUAAACUUUUACUCCAUAUUCCAGUUUAGAAAUUGUAUUCAUUUUUGCUAUUGAAUUAUUGAAAUUAAAAUUUAUAUACUGUCAAAAACCAAUUUAUUAGAAGCCGUAUUCAUAAUAUCUUUGUAUGUGUUGAAUUUUAAAUUUGAUAUUAAUUAAAUCAAAUUCUUCAUUAACGUUAGUCUUAUGUACUUAUUUAUGUAUACUAUAUUGAAUACAUUUUUUUUUUUUUAUCAAUACACUUAUGAAUUUAUCUUAUUAUUAAAAAUUAACAUAAAAAUAAAAAAUACUUAUCUAUAUAGAAUGUAAACAUUAGUUUUCCUUAUAUAUAUAUGUAUCCAAUUAUCUUAUUAAAUGUAAUUGCUAAAAAAAAUAAACAAAAUUGUAUUGCUUUGAAAUAA